This is a messenger RNA of Copidosoma floridanum, 426 nucleotides long. RefSeq lists its product as uncharacterized. Lineage: Eukaryota; Metazoa; Arthropoda; Insecta; Hymenoptera; Encyrtidae. The record is from RefSeq and is a predicted model, not a curated record.
CUCCGCGCUUAUUCCUCUUCUUUCUCCCGGUGGCGUAGUAAGUUCCAUCGAUUGGUGCAUCGAGUUCGUUUGUUCCGUAAUGUGUACCGCGUGCGCUUAAUUCUUCGUUUAUAAACUAAAAUUCACGUUUUAUCAUAGAAGAAAGCAUACAUUGUUUGGCUUUAUAUUAUAUUAUUGGCAACUUUCUUCAAAGGUUAAGUUGCCAGUUCGAUUUUCGUCCAUCGAUCUGUCGACACACAGAGGAAUGCCAAAGGACUGCCGAGACUGUUUGGGUAUCAGAUACCGCAUCAACACCCUGGAUCACACCUGGAAGUGGCUGCACCAGACUCCAUCCCUUCACGAUUAUCUUAUCUCCAUCACUGCCAGUGAAGCUAAUUUCAAUUCUCUGAUCUGUCGCUGUGUGUGCUAAAUUACCUUAUUUUCUUU